AUGGCUGUCCCACUGCCACCUGCCUCGAACCUCCACGCCAUCCUCCUCGUCACCAAAUCGCGGUCGCUCGGCCCUCGCCUCGUAUUCCACUAUCCGCCGCUAUCGCCGUCAGCAGCCGCUCUCGCCGCGGCCAAAGACCCAGCCUGGUUCCGUCACGACACGUCCACGGCCAGCGUUGACUCGCGAAGCUCGGAUAGCGACUGGGACAGCAGCACCGACUCGGACGAUGAAAACGAUAUCGAAUUAGGCAGCCGCACUAGUGGCGGCCGUCGAUCGGGAAGAACCUUGACUGGGCGGGUGAGCGACAAGGACAAGCUGGGGUCAGGGCUAUGGGGCAGGCAGGAGACGAUUGACGAGGAGGAUGCAGAUGACGACGAUGACAAAGAAGCUACUGGAAGUCGGGGCAAGGGCGGAGACCACGACUGGGGCACGGUGCUCGGCUUCAAGACGGAUGCGCUGGAGAAGAUGCUGAGCCCCAGCAAGGAGUACAACAAGAAGCGAUUCGAGCUGGGCGUUGAGAGCAUCGUCUUUCUGGGCGCGCCCAUGUUCGUCCGGGAAGACGGGCUCUGGAAGAAGACGAAGCGGAAAAGGAAGAAGCGAUCGGACAAGCAAAGACUUGAAGAUGGCGAUCUGAUGAAGAAUCUCACAAGUGCCAGCGAUGACGACGACGACGCCGACGCCCCCGAAGCGCCUGCGAAACCCGUCCCGGAGCCGUUCAGAAUGCCCGAGGGAUUCGAGCCAGGCUACGGCCAUGGUUCCAUGUCCAGCGGACCCUCAGGCGCUCCCUCAGAGGCUGGAUCCGACGCGCGGAGUAACUCGACAAGCCACGACAACAACAACAACCCCGACAUGACCAUGUUCAACGUCGUCUUCGUGCUGAAUCCGCCUGCACUCGAGUACCAGCAGCGCGUCAAGGAGAUGUACGAUAACGUUACGCGCAAGUACGCCAAGGCACUCAAGUACGAGGAGGCGCGGUUUCAGUACGUUUGGAAAGAAUCCAAACGCAUCAUUGACAUCAAGCAGCGGGCCAAGGAGACCAACGAGUCUCUGACGGCGACGUGGAAGAAGAUUGUCAGCACAUCACCGCUUGCCAAGUCCAUCGCCAUCAUGUUCGAUGCCAUCUCGCACGACAAGAUAGCUCACAUCCACUUCGACGCGACGUUCAAUACAUCCUUCCAGAUUCCACAAGCCGAUUCCACGCCAUACCUCCCCACCGCCAUCGAACCUCAGAUGCCAGGCCUAUGGCUUACGACCUCGAACGUUAUACUAGAGGACGACGAUGCACCCAUGACGCAGCAUGCCGCCCUGUUGCUUCUGGAGGAUGCCGAGGUGCUGAUCAAGGACCUCGGCGGCGACGCUGGUGGGAAUGCGGCGGCUAUCGCCUUCUACAUACGCAACAUCGUGCCCACCAAGUCGCUACUGAAGAUCUCCAAGAAGCAUAAUAUAUCAGCGCAAGACAUGGAGUACAUAGCCAGUCAUCUCGUCUAUUGGCGGCGCGCACGUCUUAUCGCUCCUUUGUCACCACGCGACACGUACAUCGUCAGUCCGAAUGCCGAUAUGACUGUUCUCCCGGCCGCGAUUUCAGUCUACGCACAGCGCUUCCCUACGUUGCCUACCCUACCCAAGGUACUGAGCAUGCUUUCCGGUACGCCCCGACCGUACAGAACCUUUAUACCCACCGCCGAGCAUCGCGAUGCCUACAUGGAGAUUUUAGCAUGGCUUAUGCGUGGAGGCUGGGUCACACAAUUGCGCACAUUUGCCUGGGUACGGGUAACGCCUGAGAUCAAAGCGCAAGUGGCAGCCGAGAUUGAGCGGGAAGAGCGUAUCAAGAAAGCCGAAGAGGCGCGCAGAGAGUUGAUGAGCGACAACGAUUCAGUAGCCGACAGUCUGCUCUCCGACAAACGAAGCAGUUUGCUUUCUCUAAACUCGGUCAGGACCUCGUCCCCUCUGCGACGCACGCGGCGAGAUGCGGAUGAAGACAUGGACAGCAGUACCAUACUGAGCCCGCGUCUCGGGUCGACAGCCAUGUCACGGAACUCUUCUGCUCGCACCGGGUCUGACGCCGGCAGUACGAGUAGUCAGCGCACAACCAUCGCGCUCAACCCAUCGCAACGAGCAGAGUCACCAACUUAUCUCGGGCUACGAGACGCAAAGCCCCAUCGUCCGUCACCGCUCCAUCUCAAGCCCGCCUCGCCAUCGCCAUCGCCAUCCCGCACCUCGAUCGUCUCACCGACAUCUCCCGUCGAGAAGCUUACACUACCAGACCCCGCUUUGUUCACCCACACCACCAUCCUUUCCCCACAAAAAGCAUCAUCUAUUGAGGCCAGGUGGCUUGACAAGAUUGCCCAGACUUUUGAAGAGACUGCGAUGAUAUCGGCGAAUCCGAGCCCACCGAAACAUGCAGAUGGUGGCUUUGGUGGUAUAACGGGCAAGGAACUGCGAGAGAGCUGGCCUAUGCUGCUGAGGCAUUUGGACGGUAAGCAUGCGAUUGAAGAUGUGUCGGCUAGAGAGGGCAUUAAGCGGAAGAGAGUUGCUGUGCUCUUUAAUGCGGUCAAGGAGAGGGGGUGGCUGGUCAUUGCGCGGCAUUGCCAAGAAGAGGAAUAUAUCAUCUGUUUACACCAACAUCCAACCAUCCACCACACCAAGGGACCUUCAACUCCAACCAUUACAACAAUGCGCAACGUCCUCGUCACCAUUUUGGCCACGGCCUCCACGGCCCUUGCCUGGUAUGAUCACCCCAGCAUGGUCACCGAGGCACAAACGACCGAUGCUACAUUCCUUCUCCCCUCCUCCAGUGCGACCUCCCCAACUUCGACGGGAAGCGCAACCACCAGCGCACGCCGUCUCGUCACCAGGGUGACCAGGGCGCCCUCCGUGGACCCCACCACUCUGGCUACUAUUGCGCGUUCCAACAAGGAAGAACGCGACGAUCCACGCGUCUACAACAAUGGCUGGCGAACCUGGAUAUCAGAGUACGAUGGGCGCAUGAUCACCGUGAAGCCCUGUGUCAAGGCUACAAGAAUGCGCCCUGUUCUAGCCUGA
Molecule: messenger RNA, 3042 nt
Organism: Alternaria burnsii
Lineage: Eukaryota; Fungi; Ascomycota; Dothideomycetes; Pleosporales; Pleosporaceae
Exons: 3
Coding region: 1-3042 (1013 amino acids)
Biological process (GO): TORC1 signaling; negative regulation of TORC1 signaling; positive regulation of autophagy
Cellular component (GO): GATOR1 complex
Source: RefSeq, a predicted model, not a curated record